Prunus armeniaca (apricot) is the source of this 1860-nucleotide messenger RNA. NCBI's taxonomy places the organism in Eukaryota, Viridiplantae, Streptophyta, Magnoliopsida, Rosales, Rosaceae. The record is from the annotation of a GenBank genome assembly.
AUGGUAGCUGCUGUUUCUACGACAUUGAACCCCAAAGCCGCAUCCCAAGGAGGUCGUCCCCGAACCUCUACAAGGCCUCCGCUUCUGCCCUCCGACCCCGAAAAUGGCGUCGUCGUUCCUCGCCGACUCAAAGCUCGAGAGGUCACUUCUCGGUACAUGUCGUCUUCUUCUUCCUCCUCUGCCUCUACUUGUUCGAAUACAAGACGAUGUCCAUCGCCGUUGCCUUCCAGAACUGGCGUUUCUUCUGCUGCGGCGACGCCGAUGCCGUCGUCUCAGUCGGUGAAGCGCUCGCAAUCGGUUGAGAGGAGGAGAGCGGUCACGCCGCGCCCUAGUUCUUUGGAUAUGAGGAUCGGGAAUGGUGGCUCUGGCGGCGGCGAAAUGUCUGCGGCUCAGAAGCUCUUGUUCACUUCAACGAGGAGCUUAUCGGUUUCGUUUCAAGGCGAGUCGUAUUCGCUCCAGGUGAGUAAAGUGAAGCCGACGCCGUCUCCGAGUACAAGGAAAGGCACGCCGGAGAGGAGGAAGGCGACGACGCCGUUUCGAGCGGAUCAGAGUGAGAAUUCGAAGCCGACAGAGCAGCAGCGAUGGCCUGCGAGGUUAAGGCAACCGAAUUGUAUGACUAGGAGCUUGGAUUGUACGGAUGAGAGGAGGAGGAUGAGUGGAUCUGGCGCCAAUGUGGUUAGGGCGUUACAGAAUUCGAUGGUGGAUGAUGUUGAUGGGAGAUUGAGGUCUAAUUCGUGCAAUUUAGGUUCAGUGAAAGCUACUGAGACUGUUGAUGAUGGCACUUCAGCUACUACACAGUCUGAACCUGUGGCUUGUUCCGAUACUGAUAGCGUGUCUUCUGGUAGUACUAAUUCAGGACCACACGAGAGCAAUGGCCAUGGUGGUGCUAUACAAGGGCCACGGCCUAGAGGGAUAGUGGUGCCAGCGAGGUUUUGGCAAGAGACUAACAAUCGAUUACGCCGCCAAUCAGAGUCUAAGGCUAUUGGAGCUGGAGCGAGAACUAUGGGCUCUCCUAAGAUUGCUGAGGCAAAUAGGUUAUCUAUUGAUAAUCCCGCGUCAUCUCCUCGAGGUGUUGUGAAUGGCAGGGGACAGUUAUCCCCUAUUCGUGGGACAGCUCGGCCUGCAUCGCCAAGUAAGCUCAGCAGGUCAUUGAUGACCUCUUCGCCGAUGAGGGGAGUGAGCCCUUCUCGAGUGAGGAAUGGAGUGGCUGCUACUCCAAGUAGUAAUUUGAGCAACACGCCCUCUAUUUUAAGUUUUGCUGCUGAUGUUCGAAGAGGGAAGGUUGGAGAGAAUCGGAUAGUUGAUGCACAUGUGGUGAGGCUCUUGCAUAACCGGCUCUUGCAGUGGCGUUUUGUAAAUGCUAGAGCUAAUGCCUCCCUAGCUGCACAGAGGUCCAAUGCGGAGAGAAGCCUCUAUAAUGCGUGGGUAACAAGUUCAAAACUUCGCGAAUCAGUUAGAGCAAAACGGAUAGAGUUACAAAUGCUGAGGCAAAAUUUGAAACUAACAUCCAUCCUCAAGGGGCAAAUGAUAUAUCUGGAAGAGUUAUCACUUAUGGAUCGGGAUUACUCUAAUUCUUUGUCAGGGGCCACCGAAGCUUUAAAGGCUAGCACACUCCGCCUUCCAGUUGUUGGAGGGGCAAGGGCUGAUGUCUACAAUGUGAAGGACGCUAUUUCUUCAGCAGUUGAUGUGAUGCAAGCAAUGGCAUCAUCAAUAUGCUUACUGUUAUCGAAGGUUGGGGAUGUGAACUCUUUGGUGGCUGAACUUGCAAAUGUAACUGCAAAGGAGCAUGAUUUGCUUGGUCAGUGCAGAGAUCUAUUGUCAACAGUUGCAGCCAUGCAGAACAAAUUCUGCACUGUGUGA